Messenger RNA from Thamnophis elegans (Western terrestrial garter snake), 1676 nucleotides. RefSeq names its product N-terminal asparagine amidase (gene NTAN1). The transcript is spliced from 10 exons. Gene Ontology annotation, molecular function: protein-N-terminal asparagine amidohydrolase activity. Gene Ontology annotation, cellular component: nucleus. NCBI's taxonomy places the organism in Eukaryota, Metazoa, Chordata, Lepidosauria, Squamata, Natricidae. Gene Ontology annotation, biological process: ubiquitin-dependent protein catabolic process. The record is from RefSeq and is a predicted model, not a curated record. The coding region runs from base 48 to 977 and encodes 309 amino acids.
GCAGGAAGUCGCCCUGCAGCUGCAGCGGCGUGGAGGCUGCCCGAGAGAUGCCUCUGCUGGUGGAGGGGCGGCGGCUCGACCCGGCUCGGACCCUCCGGGACCUGCUGCGCGCCUUCCCGGAGCUGGAGGAGCAAGCCAAGCAGUUCCGCAGCCAACCAGCUCAAGCGGUGGGACCGAAAGGACUUCUCUAUGUCCAGCAAAGAGAAUUUGCGGCCACCACGUCCAAAGAUGGUUCUGUUUCCAUUCUUGGUUCAGACGAUGCCACAACAUGCCAUUUUGUGGUUCUGAGACAUACAGGGAGCGGAGCCAUUUGUCUAACUCACUGUGACGGAUCAGAUACUGAAACAGAAGUUCUGCUGAUCGUAAAUGCAGUAAAAGUGCUUUCUCUAAGCACAGACUGUGGAAGGUUGGAGUUGCACCUGGUUGGAGGGUUUUGUGACGAUAGGCGCUUGUCUCAGCAUCUUACCAGUCAGCUGUUAAGAGCGUUUGACCGCUUGUUAGAUAAUGUUUAUUUGAUGACCUUCUGUGUCACAGAGCUGAAUGAUCGCCAAGAAAGUGGCAGGCAUUUGCCGUAUAUUUAUGGAAUCGGUGCAAACGUUAAAAUGGGUGAGAUUUUCCACGCCACAUUUCCAGACCGAGGACCUGAUGAAGACAUGCGAUCUGCCAGCGUAUUAGCAGGAGCAAAGAUGAUCAGCAUUUAUGACUCCAAGAAGGAGCAACUCUGCAUUGGGCCUUACUACUGGAUGCCUUUCCCUCACGUGGAUUUCUGGUUGGAGCAGAGCAACCAGACCAUCUUACAGAAUCUCUCCACAUCACCCCUGGCUGAGCCCCACCAUUUUGUGUCACACAUCAGAGCUACUUUGCUUUAUCUAAGAGAACAUCCGUUCCCCGAGAAGACCCUCUUCCCGACUCAAAAACCUCGCCUCUACAAAAAAAACGCCGAGGGCUUGUGGGAAAGAGUCUCUGGCCAGAUCUAAUCCGAAAGGGAGAAACCAGGGGCACUCCGGAAGUCAAGAAGAAGGAUGUCAAGAGACCUUCCUUAUGCCAUGCACCUUUACCUGGUGAGCACCCCCCCCCCUGCAAAGACGUCAGGGGAAACCAAGUGGGUUGCAUUUAUGGGAUGGACCUCCCUCAAAUAUCCCGUCUUUUCCAAAACAGGCAGCCGAUCCGGUGCAAAAUUAGGUAAACGUUUCACAUUUCAUUGGAGUUGGGUCCAAAGUUCUCAAGAACCUAAAACGGGCCUCAGUGUGGUUUGCAAAGAAGGAGGUGAAACCUCCUCGGUUGGUUCUCCCAUCCCUGCUCCGUCAAAUUUUCUUGCUUCAGUCGGUUCUUCAAGGCCGGCGUCUUAAUGCUAAGCCGCCAUGCUGUUUGUUUCAUCGGAGCUCUAUGGCCUUGAUAAAAUAUCAUCUGGAGACGUGCAGAAGCUUCCUGGGCACGUUCUCAUGUUGGAAUGAAGCCUUCUGGUCCCUGAAAUGGUCCUUUUUCUGACCCAGGCUUCCCAAAAGCACAAAGCCGACUCCUCGUCCCGAUAAAACCCCUUUUAUUUAGUUUCAAAGGAAUUCCUCUUCAGCAAAAUCCCGGCCAGCAGUCUUUCAUGAGGUUUCACAACUACAGACCUUGAUCAGCUUGGAGAGCUGCCGGGCCGAUAUCUUCCAAACUCCACGCUGUAGCAGCAA